AUGAAUGAGGAUUCCGCUUUAAACAUUUUACCUGAAUUUUCACUUAGACAGCUCAUCCAAAAGAUCGCAACUAACCGUAUAGAUGAUGAUGAUCGAUCUUUUUACAUAGCCAAUAUCGGAGAUGUUAUUUAUAAAGUUCAAAGAUGGAUGUCCUUAUUGCCUCGUGUCCAGCCUUUCUAUGCCGUGAAGUGUAAUAACGACAUAAAUUUGCUAGCAACACUUAAUGCAUUAGGAGUUGGUUUUGAUGCCGCUAGUAAGAACGAGAUGGAAGCCAUUGUUAAGAUAUGCGCCCAUUCCAGUAAAGUUAUUUAUGCUAAUCCUUGUAAACAAAUUUCUCACCUGAAAUUUACAGAACGCCAUGGAAUAGCUUUAAUGACCUUCGAUAACGUAUCAGAGCUACAUAAAAUCAAGCGAUGCUAUCCGGAAGCAAAACUGUUAUUACGGAUUAAGAUCGAUGAUUUUGGUACUCUAUAUCAUCUUAGUGAAAAGUAUGGCGUCGAUAUUGAAGAUUGCCCUAAUCAACUUCAAGUAGCUCGUGAUCUGCAACUUAACGUAGUUGGGAUAGGCUUUCAUAUAGGUGGCGGACGUUAUGACGGCGAAAUUUUCGCUUCUGCCAUACAGCUGGCUAGAAAAGCAUUCCAUUAUGGUAAAUCGAUCGGAUAUAAUUUUGACAUUUUGGAUAUUGGUGGUGGAUUUCCUGGAUAUGCUGAUGCUAAAUUUGAAACUAUUUGCGCUAAGAUUAGACAAGCCUUGGACGAGUAUUUUCCUAUUGAAGAUCAAGUUAAGAUUAUGUCAGAGCCGGGUCGAUAUUUUGCCGAAAGAGCUUUUCACUUGGUCAUGGACGUAAUUGGAAAGCGCGAAAUUAACGCAAAAGAACUUACUGCUCAAGGUGAACAGAAAAAGUAUGCAUAUUAUGUGAAUGAGAGUUUGCAUGGAUCCUUUGGAAAUGUUUUACAUGAUUUUGAUAAUCAGAGUUUCCUACCUGUCAGUAAGAGCUUGGAAGGACUUUUCUCAAGUACAGUCUGGGGUUAUUCCUGCUCCGGAUUGGAUUAUCUACUAAAAGAAUGUCAGCUUCUGGAGGCUUUGGUGCGUAUUUCUCGGUAUUCCAUAGUCCUUUUAAUGGCUUUAGCAAAUCUUCUACAUACUAUUUUAUCGAGCUAUCAAUUUGGGAGACAGUUAAAGAAAAAUUAUCAAAAUGCCUGA
Messenger RNA from Trichoplax adhaerens, 1203 nucleotides. RefSeq lists its product as uncharacterized. The transcript has 16 exons. Gene Ontology annotation, molecular function: ornithine decarboxylase activity. The coding region runs from base 1 to 1203 and encodes 400 amino acids. NCBI's taxonomy places the organism in Eukaryota, Metazoa, Placozoa, Uniplacotomia, Trichoplacea, Trichoplacidae. Gene Ontology annotation, cellular component: cytoplasm. The record is from RefSeq and is a predicted model, not a curated record.